CAGAGAGCGGCCAAAUAUAAGCGUACCCGGAGUUUCCCGGGUCCAGAUUCUAGCCGUUGCGUGGGAGCCCCAAGUCUUCGUGGGUUUUUGCAGCGAACAGGAAUCAGGGGAGGUGUCAGGGUAGUCCGACGCAGAGCGGAUAGGUGGAAGCCCAUAGGAGAGCGGCCACUUUCCGGGCGCGGUCUUAGUCGACCGCGCUGGUGUCGCCGGCCGCGCUCGCUGGCUGCGCAUGCGCCAGGCGGGAGCCACGGACCGGGUGGUGCGGAUCGUCUCGAUGUGCCUGUCGGCUGCAGCCGGGGAUUUCCGGCCGCCUUUGUACAGCGCGGUGUUCGGCGUGGAACGCAGGGGAUAACUGCGAGGACUGAGCGGGACCACCGGCCGUGUACGGAGCACCCGGCAUGGGCCAGGCGCGAGGUGUGACCAGCAUUAGAGAAGAUGCCAGCCACAGAUGCCACAUAUGAAAGAGUAGUUUACAAAAAUCCCUCUGAGUACCACUACAUGAAAGUUUGCCUAGAAUUUCAAGAUCAUGGAGUUGGACUAAAUGCUGCACAGUUCAAACAGCUGCUUAUUUCAGCCCUGAAGGACCUGUUUGGGGAGGUUGGUGCUGCUUUACCCUUGGAUGUCCUAACCUAUGAAGAGAAGACCUUGUCAGCCAUCUUGAGAAUAUGUAGCAGUGGUCUUGUCAAAUUGUGGAGCUCUUUGACCCUGUUAGGAUCUUAUAAGGGCAAAAAAUGUGCUUUCAGAGUGAUCCAGGUUUCUCCAUUUCUCCUUGCAUUAUCUGGUAAUAGUAGGGAACUAGUAUUGUAUUGAAUAGCCCUCAGUUUCAGAGACAUUCCUCUGCUGAAAUAUUUUUUGGUGCCUGCAUAAUGUUUGAAGACUGAAGCAGGUUAAAAGCCCCUGUUGAUGAAAU
Molecule: messenger RNA, 910 nt
Organism: Cynocephalus volans (Philippine flying lemur)
Lineage: Eukaryota; Metazoa; Chordata; Mammalia; Dermoptera; Cynocephalidae
Gene: RPP14
Product: ribonuclease P/MRP subunit p14
Exons: 6
Coding region: 436-810 (124 amino acids)
Biological process (GO): tRNA 5'-leader removal
Cellular component (GO): multimeric ribonuclease P complex; nucleolus
Molecular function (GO): ribonuclease P activity; ribonuclease P RNA binding
Source: RefSeq, a predicted model, not a curated record